This is a messenger RNA of Orcinus orca (killer whale), 11375 nucleotides long. It is a transcript of the gene FNTB, whose product is annotated as farnesyltransferase, CAAX box, beta. The coding region runs from base 4230 to 5414 and encodes 394 amino acids. The record is from RefSeq and is a predicted model, not a curated record. Gene Ontology annotation, molecular function: protein farnesyltransferase activity. Gene Ontology annotation, biological process: protein farnesylation. Lineage: Eukaryota; Metazoa; Chordata; Mammalia; Artiodactyla; Delphinidae. The transcript has 3 exons. Gene Ontology annotation, cellular component: protein farnesyltransferase complex.
ACAGCUGACAGAUGCCUACGAGUGUCUGGAUGCCAGCCGCCCAUGGCUCUGCUACUGGAUCCUGCACAGCUUGGAACUCCUAGAUGAGCCCAUUCCCCAGAUGGUGGCGACAGAAAUGUUUUAAAACUAAAAAGCUGAUUUGGAGGAGAGGAGAGGAAGAUGGCGGAAGAGUAAGACGUGGAGAUCACCUUCCUCCCCACAGAUACACCAGAAAUACAUCUACACGUGGAACAACUUCUACAGAACACCUACUGAACGCUGGCAGAAGACCUCAGACCUCCCAAAAGGCAAGAAAGUCCCCACGUACCUGGGUAGGGCAAAAGAAAAAAGAAUAAACAGAGACAAAAGGAUAGGGAUGGGACCUGCACCAGUGGGAGGGAGCUGUGAAGGAGGAAAGGUUUCCACACACUAGGAAGUCCCUUCACGGGCGGAGACUGCGGGUGGCAGAGGGGGAAAGCUUCGGAGCCGCGGAGAAGAGCACAGCAACAGGGGUGCGGAGGGCAAAGCGGAGAGAUUCCCGCACAGAGGAUUGGUGCCGACCGGCACUCACCAGCCCGAGAGGCUUGUCUGCUCACCCGCCGGGAUGGGCAUGGGCUGGGAGCUGAGGCUCGGGCUUCGGUGCUUAGAUCCCAGGGAGAGGACUGGGGUUAGCAGCGUGAACACAGCCUGCAGGGGGUUAGUGCACCAUGGGCUAGCCGGGAGGGAGUCUGGGGAAAAGUCUGGACCUGCCGAAGAGGCAAGAGACUUUUUCUUCCCUCUUUGUUUCCUGGUGCGCGAGGAGGGGGGAUUAACAGCGCUGCUUGAAGGAGCUCCAGAGAUGGGCGCGAGCCGCGGGUAAAAGCGUGGACCCCAGAGACAGGCAUGAGACGCUAAGGCUGCUGCUGCCACCACCAAGAAGCCUGUGUGCAAGCACAGGUCACUCUCCACAUCCCCUUCCGGGGAGCCUGUGCAGCCUGCCACUGCCAGGGUCCCGGGAUCCAGGGACAACUUCCCCAGGAGAACGCAAGGCACGCCUCAGGCUGGUGCAACGUCACGCCGGCCUCUGCCGCCGCAGGCUCACCCCGCACUCCGUACCCCUCCCUCCCCCCGGCCUGAGUGAGCCAGAGCCCCCGAAUCAGCGGCUCCUUUAACCCCGUCCUGUCUGAGUGGAGAACAAACGCCCUCCGGCGACCUACAUGCAGAGGCGGGGCCAAAUCCAAAGCUGAGCCCCGGGAGCUGUGCGAACAAGGAAGAGAAAGGGAAAUCUCUCCCAGCAGCCUCAGAAGCAGCGGAUUAAAGCUCCACAAUCAGCUUGAUGUACCCUGCAUCUGUGGAAUACCUGAAUAGACAACGAAUCACCUCAAAUUGAGGAGGUGGACUUUGAGAACAAGAUUUGUUAUUUUUUCCCCUUUUCUUUUUGUGAGUGUGUAUGUGUAUGCUUCUGUGUGAGAUUUUCUCUGUAUAGCUUUGCUUCCACCAUUUGUCCUAGGGUUCUAUCCGUCCGUUUUCUUUUUCUUUAAAAAAAUUUUUUUCUUAAUAUUUUUUAUUUUAAUAACUUUAUUUUAUUUAAUCUUACUUUAUUUUAUUAUAUUUUAUCUUUUCUUUCUUUCCUUCCUUCUCUCCUCCCUCCCUCCCUCCUUUCUUUCUUUCUUCCUUCCUUUCUUCCUUCCUUCCUUUCUUUCUUUUCUUUCUUUUCUUUCUUUCUUCUUUUUCUCCCUUUUAUUCUGAGCCGUGUGGAUGAAAGGCUCUUGGUGCUGCAGCCAGGAGUCAGUGCUAUGCCUCUGAGGUGGGAGAGCCAACUUCAGGACACUGGUCCACAAGAGACCUCCCAGCUCCACAUAAUAUCAAAUGGCGAAAAUCUCCCAGAGAUCUCCAUCUCAAUACGAACACCCAGCUUCACUCAACGACCAGCAAGCUGGAGUGCUGGACACCCUAUGCCAAACAACUAGCAAGACAGGAACACAACCCCACCCAUUAGCAGAGAGGCUGCCUAAAAUCAUAAUAAGUCCACAGACACCCCAAAACACACCACCAGACGUGGACCAGCCCACCAGAAAGACAAGAUCCAGCCUCAUCCACCAGAACACAGGCACUAGUCCCCUCCACCAGGAAGCCUACACAACCCACUGAACCAACCUUAGCCACUGGGGACAGACACCAGAAACAACGGGAACUACGAACCUGCAGCCAGCAAAAAGGAGACCCCAAACACAGUAAGAUAAGCAAAAUGAGAAGACAGAAAAACAUACAGCAGAUGAAGGAGCAAGAUAAAAACCCACCAGACCUAACAAAUGAAGAGGAAAUAGGCAGUCUACCUGAAAAAGAAUUCAGAAUAAUGAUAGUAAAGAUGAUCCAAAAUCUUGGAAAUAGUAUAGACAAAAUGCAAGAAACAUUUAACAAGGACCUAGAAGAACUAAAGAUGAAACAAACAAUGAUGAGCAACACAAUAAAUGAAAUUAAAAAUACUCUAGAUGGGAUCAAUAGCAGAAUAACUGAGGCAGAAGAACAGAUAAGUGACCUGGAAGAUAAAAUAGUGGAAAUAACUACUGCAGAGCAGAAUAAAGAAAAAAGAAUGAAAAGAACCAAGGACAGUCUCAGAGAACUCUGGGACAACAUUAAACGUGCCAACAUUCGAAUUAUAGGGGUUCCAGAAGAAGAAGAGAAAAAGAAAGGGACUGAGAAAAUAUUUGAAGAGAUUAUAGUUGAAAACUUCCCUAAUAUGGAAAAGGAAAUAGUUAUUCAAGUCCAGGAAGCAUAGAGAGUCCCAUACAGGAUAAAUCCAAGGAGAUAUAUGCCAAGACACAUAUUAAUCAAACUGUCAAAAAUUAAAUACAAAGAAAACAUAUUAAAAGAAGCAAGGAAAAAAAAAAAAAAGCAAGGGAAAAACAACAAAUAACACACAAGGGACUCCCCAUAAGGUUAACAGCUGAUCUUUCAGCAGAAACUCUGCAAGCCACAAGGGACUGGCAGGACAGAUUUAAAGUGAUGAAGGAGAAAAACCGGCAACCAAGAUUACUCUACCCAGCAAGGAUCUCAUUCAGAUUUGAUGGAGAAAUUAAAACCUUUACAGACAAGCAAAAGCUGAGAGAGUUCAGCACCACCAAACCAGCUUUACAACAAAUGCUAAAGGAACUUCUCUAGGCAAGAAACACAAGAGAAGGAAAGGACCUACAAUAACAAGCCCAAAACAACUAAGAAAAUGGGAAUAGGAACAUACAUAUCGAUAAUUACCUUAAAUGUAAAUGGACUAAAUGCUCCCACCAAAAGACACAGAUUGGCUGAAUGGAUACAAAAACAAGACCCAUAUAUAUGCUGUCUACAAGAGACCCACUUCAGACCUAGAGACACAUACAGACUGAAAGUAAGGGGAUGGAAAAAGAUAUUCCAUGCAAAUGGAAACCAGAAGAAAGCUGGAGUAGAAAUUCUCAUAUCAGACAAAAUAGACUUUAAAAUAAAGACUAGUAGAAGAAUCAAAGAAUCAAAGAAUCAUAAUGAUCAAGGGAUCAAUCCAAGAAGAAGAUAUAACAAUUGUAAAUAUUUAUGCACCCAACAUAGGAGCACGUCAAUACAUAAGGCAAAUACUAACAGCCAUGAAAGGGGAAAUCGACAGUAACACAUUCAUAGUAGGGGACUUUAACACCCCACUUUCACCAAUGGAAAGAUCAUCCAAAAUGAAAAUAAAUAAGGAAACACAAGCUUUAAAUGAUACAUUAAACAAGAUGGACUUAAUUGAUAUUUAUAGGACAUUCCAUCCAAAAACAACAGAAUACACAUUUUUCUCAAAUGCUCAUGGAAUAUUCUCCAGGAUAGAUCAUAUCUUGGGUCACAAAUCAAGCCUUGGUAAAUUUAAGAAAAUUGAAAUUGUAUCAAGUAUCGUUUCCGACCACAACGCUAUGAGACUAGAUAUCAAUUACAGGAAAAGAUCUGUAAAAAAUACAAACACAUGGAGGCUAAACAAUACACUACUUAAUAACGAAGUGAUCACUGAAGAAAUCAAAGAGGAAAUUAAAAAAUACCUAGAAACAAAUGACAAUGGAGACACGACAACCCAAAACCUAUGGGAUGCAGCAAAAGCAGUUCUAAGAGGGAAGUUUAUAGCAAUUCAAUCCUACCUUAAGAAACAGGAAACAUCUCGAAUAAACAACCUAACCUUGCACCUAAAGCAAUGAGAGAAAGAAGAACAAAAAACCCCCAAAGUUAGCAGAAGGAAAUAAAUCAUAAAAAUCAGAUCAGAAAUAAAUGAAAAAGAAAUGAAGGAAAUGAUAGCAAAGAUCAAUAAAACUAAAAGCUGGUUCUUUGAGAAGAUAAACAAAAUUGAAAAAGUAUUAGCCAGACUCAUCAAGAAAAAAAGGGAGAAGACUCAAAUCAAUAGAAUUAGAAAUGAAAAAGGAGAAGUAACAACUGACACUGCAGAAAUGCAGAAGAUCAUGAGAGAUUACUACAAGCAACUCUAUGCCAAUAAAAUGGACAACCUGGAAGAAAUGGACAAAUUCUUAGAAAUGCACAAUCUGCCAAGACUGAAUCAGGAAGAAAUAGAAAAUAUGAACAGACUAAUCACAAGCACUGAAAUUGAAACUGUGAUUAAAAAUCUUCCAACAAACAAAAGCCCAGGACCAGAUGGCUUCACAGGCGAGUUCUAUCAAACAUUUAGAGAAGAGCUAACACCUAUCCUUCUCAAACUCUUCCAAAAUAUAGUAGAGGGAGGAACACUCCCAAACUCAUUGUAUGAGGCCACCAUCACCCUGAUACCAAAACCAGACAAGGAUGUCACAAAGAAAGAAAACUACAGGCCAAUAUCACUGAUGAACAUAGAUGCAAAAAUCCUCAACAAAAUACUAGCAAACAGAAUCCAACAGCACAUAAAAGGAUCAUACACCAUGAUCAAGUGGGGUUUAUUCCAGGAAUGCAAGGAUUCUUCAGUAUCAAUCAACGUGAUACACCAUAUUAACAAAUUGAAGGAGAAAAACCAUAUGAUCAUCUCAAUAGAUGCAGAGAAAGCUUUCGACAAAAUUCAACACCCAUUUAUGAUAAAAACCCUCCAGAAAGUAGGCAUACAGGGAGCUUUCCUCAACAUAAUAAAGGCCAUAUAUGACAAACCCACAGCCAACAUCAUCCUCAAUGGUGAAAAACUGAAAGCAUUUUCACUAAGAUCAGGAACAAGACAAGGUUGCCCACUCUCACCACUCUUAUUCAUCAUACUUUUGGAAGUUUUAGCCACAGCAAUCAGAGAAGAAAAGGAAAUAAAAGGAAUCCAAAUCGGAAAAGAAGAAGUAAAGCUGUCACUGUUUGCAGAUGACAUGAUACUAUACAUAGAGAAUCCUAAAGAUGCUACCAGAAAACUACUAAAGCUAAUCAAUGAAUUUGGUAAAGUAGCAGGAUACAAAAUUAAUGCACAGAAAUCUCUUGCAUUCCUAUACACAAAUGAUGAAAAAUGAAAGUGAAAUCAAGAAAACACUCCCAUUUACCAUUGCAACAAAAGAAUGAAGUAUCUAGGAAUAAACCUACCUAAGGAGACAAAAGACCUGUAUGCAGAAAAUUAUAAGACACUGAUGAAAGAAAUUAAAGAUGAUACAAAUAGAUGGAGAGAUAUACCAUGUCCUUGGAUUGGAAGAAUCAAAAUUGUGAAAACGACUCUACUACCCAAAGCAAUCUACAGAUUCAAUGCAAUCCCCUAUCAAACUACCACUGGCAUUUUUCACAAAACUAGAACAAAAAUUUCACAAUUUGUAUGGAAACACAAAAGACCUCAAAUAGCCAAAGCAAUCUUGAGAACGAAAAACGGAGCUGGAGGAAUCAGGCUCCCUGACUUCAGACUGUACUACAAAGCUACAGUAAUCAGGACAGUAUGGUACUGGCACAAAAACAGAAAGAUCAAUAGAACAGGAUAGAAAGCCCAGAGAUAAACCCACGCACAUAUGGUCACCUUAUCUUUGAUAAAGGAGGCAGGAAUGUACGGUGGAGAAAGGACAGCCUCUUCAAUAAGUGGUGCUGGGGAAACUGGACAGGUACAUGUAAAAGUAUGAGAUUAGAUCACUCCCUAGCACCAUACGCAAAAAUAAGCUCAAAAUGGAUUAAAGACCUAAAUGUAAGGCCAGAAACUAUCAAACUCUUAUAGGAAAACAUAGGCAGAACACUCUAUGACAUAAAUCACAGCAAGAUCCUUUUUGACCCACUUCCUAGAGAAAUGGAAAUAAAAACAAAAAUAAACAAAUGGGACCUAAUGAAGCUUCAAAGCUUUUGCACAGUAAAUGACCAAAAGACAACCCUCAGAAUGGGAGAAAAUAUUUGCAAAUGAAACAACUGACAAAGGAUUAAUCUCCAAAAUUUAUAAGCAGCUCAUGCAGCUCAAUAACAAAAAAACAAACAACCCAAUCCAAAAAUGGGCAGAAGACCUAAACAGACAUUUCUCCAAAGAAGGUAUACAGACUGCCAACAAACACAUGAAAGAAUGCUCAACAUCAUUAAUCAUUAGAGAAAUGCAAAUCAAAACUACAAUGAGGUAUCAUCUCACACCAGUCAGAAUGGCCAUCAUCCAAAAAUCUAGAAACAAUAAAUGCUGGAGAGGGUGUGGAGAAAAGGGAACACUCUUGCACUGCUGGUGGGAAUGUGAAUUGGUACAGCCGCUAUAGAGAACAGUAUGGAGGUUCGUUAAAAAACUACAAAUAGAACUAUCAUAUGACCCAGCAGUCCCACUACUGGGCAUAUACUCUGAGAAAACCAUAAUUCAAAGAGAGUCAUGUACCACAAUGUUCAUUGCAGCUCUAUUUACAAUAGCCCGGAGAUGGAAACAACCUAAGUGUCCAUCAUCGGAUGAAUGGAUAAAGAAGAUGUGGCACAUAUAUACAAUGGAAUAUUACUCAGCUAUAAAAAGAAAUGAAAUUGAGCUAUUUUUAAUGAGGUGGAUGGACUUAAAGUCUGUCAUACAGAGUGAAGUAAGUCAGAAAGAGAAAGACAAAUACCGUAUGCUAACACAUAUAUAUGGAAUUUAAGAAAAAACAAUGUCAUGAAGAACCUAGGAGUAAGACAGGAAUAAAGACACAAACCUACUAGAGAAUGGACUUGAGGAUAUAGGGAGGGGGAAGGGUAAGCUGGGACAAAGCGAGAGAGUGGCAUGGACAUAUAUACACUACCAAAGGUAAAAUAGAUAGCUAGUGGGAAGCAACCACAUAGCACAGGGAGAUCAGCUCGGUGCUUUGUGACCACCUAGAGCGGUGGGAUAGGGAGGGUGGGAUGGAGGGAGACACAAGAGGGAAGAGAUAUGGGAACAUAUGUAUAUGUAUAACGGAUUCACUUUGUUAUAAAGCAGAAACUAACACACCGUUGUAAAGCAAUUACACUUCAAUAAAGAUGUUAAAAAAAAGAAAAGCUGAUUUGUCCUGAUUGCAAGAACCACUUGAUAGUUAAUGACCAAAAUUUUCUGUUUCACAGCCAACUUAAAAGCUUUACCUAUGGUUCUUCUGAGCAUUGAUUUAACAGACUUUUAAAGAAUUACUUUGACUUUCCAAUAAUGUACUUUGUUCUGUGCCUAGCAGGUAGUUAAUUCUAGGUGCAGAUAAUAUUUGUAAUGAACAGAGCCUAGUAGCUCUGGCUUAUAAGGGAAUAAACUAUUUUUAGUAAGAAAGAGAAAUCUUAAUGACUUCUAUAAAAAUAUGGAGAUUUUUUUUUAAAAAAGACUACCUGAUUUUGGAUGUUGCCUUUUUAUUUAUUUUGCACAGGGAAAAGAAAUGCUUUGAAAAUGUGUUUAGGUUUUUUUUGUUUCCCUCGUCUUUAUACAAAUAUUAAGGUGACCUAGAGGUUGAGUUUAGCUCUAGAGUUUAGUUAUUUUUCUGCUGUCCUCUCUUCCCCCUCCCCAGCCUAGUGUGCAACACACUCUCACACACACACACACACACACACACACGUACGCAAGUUUCUCUCUCUUUCCUAUUUUGUUCACUGUUGUACUUCUGUUUGUUCUGGGAACAAUAUGACAAGCUGAGUUCCCUCUAGUGGACAAAACCACUUUUGUCAGCUACUGUGACUGCUGACCAAAGCCAGCAAGGCCAGGCUUUUACUGCUGGUAUCAGACCUUUCAAGAAUAAUAUAUUCAUAGGUAGGAAUUUAGUGUGACUCUCUUAAGAGAUUGUAUCCACAAAUUUAUGCAUGUGUUUACCUAAAAUAAAUUAAUAUUUUGGAACCAUACUAAGUGCAUUUGCUUUGUUAAUGAUUUUGGAACUAAAGGAAGCAUCUUUUAAUGAGAAUCUCAUGCGUUGUUAUUGAAUGCUAUGUUAAUGAAACAGAGUAAAAUGAAAACCACAGGGAAACUACUGUACUGUUAGGUCUUUUAGCUUUUGUAAGAUCUGAAAAUUAUCUUUAACUUAAAAAUUGUUUUAGGACUUUUCCACUUGUAAAGUUUUUCUAAAGAUUAAAUUUAAAUUUUCAUGUGUCAGUGUUUUAUUAUUUCCCUUUUGAAAGGUUAUUAGUUGCUUGUCCCCUGGCUAGCUCCUGAAAUAUCUUUCCUUUUAAAUUUAAUUUGUUGCCUUAUCUUUCAGGGAAGAUACCUUUCGUGGUCAUUUGUCUUCUGGGCAUUUUUUGGCCAGGUGCUGCUGGCAUCUAGCAGGUGGAGGUUGGGGAAGCUGCUAAACAUCCUCCACAGGACAGUCCCCGCAACCAAGAAUUAUCCAGUCCAGAAUGUCAGUAGUGCCACGGUGGAGAACCCCUGCUCUAAAAUAACCAACUUUAGAUUGACCACACUUCCAAAACAGCAGGACACCAGGCAUCGCCUCUUGAUGAAAUCAGAGAACCUGUCGUCCUCCCCAGGGCGACACUGGCCUCCUGGAAUCAACAGGAGAGCCUGCUUGUCUUUCCCCUGUUCAAUGCUCUCCUCUGCCAGGGAAGGAGUUUUCCUCUCCCUUCUGUCAGCUGAAGCUGUCUUACAGUAUGAAAAUCGGAAGACCUAACAUAGAUGUUUUAGCCUGAUGUCAAGUCAUCCAUCCUGCCUUUGCAUCUGCUCCUAAGUUAUCUGUUCAAGAAUGACUGUGCCUAUUUCCAAAGCUAUCAUCUUUCUAACUUAUUCUAGGCCUUAAGUCUAUCUGUGGUAACCUGUCUGGUGCUGAAGGUUUUCUUAAAUCUAACCUAAAUUAUUCUUGCUGCAGAUUAGCUUCAAUUUUUUUGUUUGUUUGUUUUGUUUUUUUAUGGUACGCGGGCCUCUCACUGCUGUGGCCUCUCCCGUUGCGGAGCACAGGCUCCGGACACGCAGGCUCAGCGGCCAUGGCUCACGGGCCCAGCCGCUCCGCGGCAUGUGGGAUCUUCCCGGACCAGGACAUGAACCCAUGUCCCCUGCAUCGGCAGGCGGACUCUCAACCACUGCGCCACCAGGGAAGCCCCAAUUUUUGUUUCUUUACUAGAAAGUUUGCAUAAUUACCCUUUGUAUACUUGAGGUAUUUUGCUGAGUAGCUUCCACACUGUGGUUUUCUCUAAUGGUAAGCCUUUUAAUCCCUUUGAUACUUAGCCAUUUUUACAACUCUAUUCUGAAAUUCCUUUGAGUUGGAAAAUGGAGGCUUGAGCCAGAUAUAGUUUUGACCAAUACUGUGUAUAUGAUGCUUUGAAAAAGCAUUUUCUGUAUUGUUUACAAGUCGUGGGCCCUAACCUCUGGUCCUUUUUCUGCUGUGUUCCUAGUUAUUUCUUAUAUUUAUACGCUUUAUAUGCUUUAUCCCCUACUCCUGCCAUCUCUGAGUAUAUUACUUGCUUCUUACACCUGUUUCACUUGUUUUAUUCUUAUUGGCUUCUGAUUUGUUUUAUAUUAUUCUGGACUUUCACUCCUUGGAGGGUUUCCCUGCUCGUUAUGUAUUAUUUGCUUAUAUACUAUGCAUGCUUUUGAGUCCUCCAUCCACACGGGUGACAGUGAUGUCCAGAAUAACCACCGUAAGGCAGUCCUCAACCAUCCCCUAAAAGUCCAAGUAAAUCAUCGAUAAUCUUGCUUUGAACUUCAUCCUCUUACAGGUUUUACAUACUUUUCAAUAGCUGGAUGAUAAAGCAGUGGUGUCCAAUAGAACUUAACAAGGUCAUGGAAAUAGUCUAUGUUUUAUUGCAGCCCCUAGCCACAUGUAGCUGUUGAGCAGUUGCAAUGUGGCUUGUGUGACUGAGGAGCUUAAUUUUAAAUUUAAUUAAUUUAAAUUGAAAUUUCAAAAAGCCUCAUGUGGCUAGUGGCUACCUAUUGGACAGUGCAGAUGUAUCACAUUGCUACCCAAAAUGUGGUCCUCAGACCAGCAGCAUUGCCAUCACCUGGGAGCUUGCUAGAAAUGCAGAAUCUCGGGUCCCUUUAGUUCUACUGAAUUAGGUCUGCAGUUUGACAAGAUCCUCAGGUGACUUCCACGGCACACUCGAGUUUGAGAAGCACUGAUACUUGGCUGUACAUUGGAGUCACAUGGGGAAUUUUUAAAACUAUUGCCACUUGGGCCCACCCUCAGCGACUCUGAUUUAAUUGGUAUUAGGUGUGGCCUGGGCUUGGGUUUUUUUUUUUUUUUUUUUUUUUUUUUUUUUUUAAAACAUCCCCAAAGUGAUUCUAAUUAUACAGCAAAGACUUGUGGUAUUCAAACUUCGUGUGUAUCCACAUCACCUGGGAAUUUGGUAGAAAUACAGAGGCCCAGCUCUUUCCUGCUUCAGCAGGUCUGGGUCCUUUAUUAGCCCUCCAGCGAUUCUGAUCUCCACAUUUGGGGUUUUUAAAUUCCUGAUCUGGAAGAUAGUUUCCCACUUUGUUGGAAGUCGUCAUGUAAGUGAGAAUGAAAUGCCUUGCUGACUUGAAAGAAAAUUGAUCUACUAGAUCUUUCAGUCAUAUGACUAAAUGAGUGAUUUAUGAAGACUUGUUUUUCACAAAGUGUGCCACUCUUGGUGUUUGCUCAGUGUUUCCCGUGUGUGAUUUUUAAAAUUAGUUGGUGAAUUUCUGGUCUCUAAGACAAGUUUUUCUUCCCCUUUGGACCGUUAGAAGUAUCAUUCACAUUUUGCUUUUCAGAAUUGCUAGGAGUUCUGCUCACGACAGCUGGUAGCUUCACUGUCAGUUUGCCAGUUCCUUAAGGUACAAUUUGGAAAGACUCUGGAUCAGAAUGUUCUAUAGUACAGAAGCGUCUCAGACUCAAGAAGAGCCCAACCCCUGUUCCCCACAUAGCCCUCAGUCAGUCAGAUGCAGCCUGUCAGCUGGGGGCAGUUGGUGUGGAGGGGUGAUUUAAUGGUGUCUCUGGUACAUUCAGAUCCCGGCCCAUUCCAGACUUCAGGCUACAGGGUCAGGAGUGUUGCAUUUGCCGUAAGUCUGUCAUGGGAGCUGGGGAAGGGAAUGGAUAACUAGAUGACUCUUUUCCUUUUUUAAAAUGUGCUGUUAAGUUUUAUGUCAGCCAAAAAACUUUAUUUUUGUGAUCAGGAAA